AUGGCUUUUGUUCGAUAUGAAAAUGUUAAUAAAAUUAAACAACUUGCUUAUUCAUAUUGGCGAUUAACCUUAAUACGAAUGAAUUAUUCACCAUCAGAUUAUCGAAAUCAUUGUAUAAGUUGGAAUUUUCAAACAUUUUAUCGUACAAUUUGGCGAUUAUUAAAUGCAUGGUCAGUUAUUGUUGCAAUGAUUAUCGGUUAUGUACGUUGUUUUGAUGAAUUAUCAAAAUUUAAUCAAACAGCAAAAACAUUAUUCUUUUUUGGUGAAAUAAUCAAUAAAACAGCUACAAUAUUUGUUUGUUUAUUCUAUAGUAAACAGAUUGAUAUGAAUUUAUUCAGUUCAUCUUGUGUAUUAGUAGCGAUCAUUAUAUUUGUACUAAUGAAUUAUGUUUAUUAUCGUUUAGCUAAAUUACCAAGCUAUAAUCGAUAUUGUUAUCGUUUAAUAUUAUCAUGGUUUGUACGAAUACAAACUUUUGAUGAUAGAUCAAUAAAACGUUUAGGAUUAUAUCGUCAACAUCGAUCAAGAUUUUGGUUGAAAACAAAUUUCUUUCUACAAACAAUGAUGACAAAUCAUUUUGGUUUUACAUGUGGUAAUCUAUUUAUAAUUGAUAAAUUUAAAAAUUUUGAAUUAUUACUUGUUAAUCUACCAUGGAUUAUGUUAUUUUAUAAAAAAAUUUUUUCGUAA
This is a messenger RNA of Dermatophagoides pteronyssinus (European house dust mite), 684 nucleotides long. RefSeq lists its product as uncharacterized. NCBI's taxonomy places the organism in Eukaryota, Metazoa, Arthropoda, Arachnida, Sarcoptiformes, Pyroglyphidae. The record is from RefSeq and is a predicted model, not a curated record.